Messenger RNA from Sycon ciliatum, 1242 nucleotides. Its product is annotated as serine/threonine-protein kinase PAK mbt-like. Gene Ontology annotation, biological process: protein phosphorylation. The coding region runs from base 56 to 1201 and encodes 381 amino acids. The record is from RefSeq and is a predicted model, not a curated record. NCBI's taxonomy places the organism in Eukaryota, Metazoa, Porifera, Calcarea, Leucosolenida, Sycettidae. Gene Ontology annotation, molecular function: ATP binding; protein kinase activity. The transcript has 5 exons.
GAAGGUUAUUCUAUCGACUUCGACAAGAAUCAUAUGAAAAUAGUCAGUAGGCAGGAUGGAUCGGUGUGCUGUAUUUUGCAGGGCAGCAAGGCGGCUUGUGAGGAGUCUUUUUAACCGCCAGCGCCCUUCGCAAUUUCCUGAGGACCUGUUCCAGGUAGCCGAGUUCGACGCGGCCCGAAAUACUUGGGACGGUGAAAUUGAGCUCCAUGAUAAGAUUGUGGGGAGAGGCGCAUACGGCACUGUAGUCGUCUGCAGUAUUCCGGGGAUGCAUAAAGCCGCUGUUGCAAAGACAGUGAUGGUAACGGACGCGACAAGGCACCGCAUCAUUGUCAAUGAAGCAAUCAUGAUGAGGGAGUUAAAGCACCCCAAUAUCAAUGCCUUAUUUGGAGCCCUCCAAUGCCAAGAUCGCGUGGUGUACAUAUUAGAAAGAGUGGACGGAGUUACUUUCUCGCAAAUAUGUCGCGGCAGGCAAGAACGACAGAGACUCCCCCUUCUUGGCGAAAAGGAGCUGCGGGAUUUGAUGCACCAAUUGCUGUUGGCUUUGCGCUACCUGGAGGCUCUAGGAAUUGUGCAUAGUGAUAUCAAAAGUAACAACGUCAUGAUGGCGGCUGGUGGACAGGUGAAGUUAAUCGAUUUCGGUUGUGCCGUUGACAUGUACGACCCGAACAGGAUUGGUAUACGUCCCCGUGCUCGAGCAGAUCCGCCGGAGACCCGGGACAUCAUAUUGGGCGGCAUCUGCCCAAAGACCGACAUAUUUAUGCUUGCUACAAUGCUUUACCAAAUGUUUUUGGGAUGCGAACCAUUUGGUAAACUCCGCAGUCUGACACCAGCAUCUCUGCUCGACCUCCUCAGCGGCGGUCCGAAAAAGGAUUCAGUGUUCGCUUCCAUGAGCCUAGAGCUGCAGGAUCUUUUCAUACGGAUGAUGACCUACCUGCCACAAGAACGCAUAGGUGCGCAGCAGGCACUUGAGCACAGAUGGUUCAGGGCGCAACCUGACAGCCCAUGCUACCCAGUUCCACCUCUCAGGGUGCCUACUGCUUGUCCAUCACCAGAGAGUGAGGACGAUCUUGAUGCAGCUGCGAUCGAUGACCUGCAAGCUAGGUUUCAGGCACCACGUGCUAAUAUUGUUGAAAUAAUUCUACGGAAACCGAAUGGAUGGCUAGGAAUUGCAUACCGAGCCAAUACUUACCAGCUGCGUUGAGUCAUAGUCACAAAGAGCCUCCUAAUCUUAGGCCAGAUGCG